Molecule: messenger RNA, 559 nt
Organism: Gilbertella persicaria
Lineage: Eukaryota; Fungi; Mucoromycota; Mucoromycetes; Mucorales; Choanephoraceae
Product: ETC complex I subunit conserved region-domain-containing protein
Exons: 2
Coding region: 88-465 (125 amino acids)
Biological process (GO): respiratory electron transport chain
Source: RefSeq, a predicted model, not a curated record
UUUUUUGCAGGGUUAAUCUUCAAUUUCACUUUUUUUUUCUUUCUUUUUUCUUUUUAGUAGUUUCACUCACUUACACUAUCGAGCAAGAUGCUUUUCUCUCGUCCUCUCUUUCAAGCUGCCACCAAGAUCUCCACUGGCCUUGCCGGUAUUCCUGUUCACGCUAACCCUCGUCCUCACUUGAUCCAAACUUACAACAACACACUCGAAGCUUUAUCUCGUCUUCCUACUACAGCUGUUUACAGACAAGCUACUGAAGCUUUCACUCAACAACGUUUAUCUAUCGUCGAAUCAACUGAAGAUAUCCAAGAAAUUGAAUCAAAGAUCAAUGUUGGUCAAAUUGAAGAAGUCAUCAUGCAGGCCGAAGAUGAAUUAAAAAUGGUUGCAAAGAUGGAAGAAUGGAAGGCUUGGGAACCGCUUGAAACCCCUAUUCCUGAAGGUCAAUGGGUUUAUCCUACCAAAGAAUAAUUUAUUUUGACAGCACACAAUGUACAUCUCUCUCUCUCUUUUUAUCACCAUGCAACUUUAUUAAAGAAACAUAAACUAUGUAAUCUAGACAAAA